AUGGGUUUGAAGGAACGCUUUGGCCUCUCCCAGAGGCCAGCGUCCGCUGAGGAAGAACUUCCCGCCGGCGUCAUGGGUGAUCCUACUCAGGAGCUGAAGGCUUUCCGCCGACAGCACAAGUGGGAUCCCUUCUUGGACAACGAGAAACUCGAUACCAUUGACGAUGCUCUCGCUUCCGAGAAUACGGAGAAGCAGGCCGUCGUGGACGAGACCCUCAUUCAAGAAGACUCGCCCUACCCCGAAGUCCGCGCUUCCGUCCCACCAACUGACGACGACGAUAUGCCUGUUGAUACAGUCCGAGCUUGGUUCCUGGGUGCCCUCCUUUGCACCGUUGUGGCCGCCUGCAACGUCCUCCUCUCAAUGCACGUCUCAUCCGCCUCCAUCUCGUCCACUGUGGUGCAGUUGGUUGCUUACCCACUCGGUGUCGGUUUGGCCAAUGUUCUUCCCAACAAGGAGCGUAGCAUUUUUGGCUGGAAGUUUAACCUCAACCCUGGCCCAUUCAACGUCAAGGAGCACACCAUCAUCACCAUGAUGACUGCUGCCGGUUCUACAUACAGUUAUGCUAUCGAUAUCUUGCUUGCCCAGGAAGUUUUCUAUUCUCAGAGAUUCGGAUGGGGAUUCCAGAUUCUUCUCAUUAUCUCGACCCAAGCCAUGGGCUUCGGUAUCGCCGGUAUCGCUCGUCGUUUCCUCGUCUGGCCGGCAUCUAUGGUGUGGCCUGCCAAUCUCGUCACUUGCACGGUUAUGCACUCUCUGCAUAAGCACGUUCCUGCGGACCCUGCUGCCACUAAUGGCUGGAAAAUCUCCCGAUAUAGGUUUUUCAUCAUUGUGUCGUUGGCCACCUUUGUGUACCAGUGGAUUCCAGAAGUCUUUGCCACCUUCUUACAAUACUUCACCUUCGUCUGCUGGAUCGCUCCCAACAAUGUUGUCGUCAACCAGCUCUUCGGCCAUGUAUCCGGCCUUGGUAUCCUACCCAUCACCUUUGACUGGCUUGGUGUGUCAUCUUGGCUUGGAAGCCCGCUGCAGACGCCUCUCUUCGCCAUUCUCAACGUCGGUUUUGGUCUCCUCAUCUGCUUGGUCGGAGCUAUCGGUCUGGCCUAUGGUGGUCCCGUCGAGUACAAGUACUUGCCCUUGAGUGCUAACAAGAACUGGGAUCGCUUCGCCAAGCCUUACAACACUUCCCGCAUCUUGACAGCCGACUACACUGUCAACGAGACGGCUUACCAGGCAUACUCUCCUAUCCUGCUAGGAGCCACCUUUUCUCUGUCCUACGGCAUGUCCUUUGCCACCCUCAUGUCCACCAUCUUCCACUGCGGUCUCUUCUAUGGCCCCGAUAUUUGGCGCCGUGCUUUUAGCUCUCGCUCUGAGGAGCCCGAUGUCCACCUGAAGCUUAUGCGCAAGUACAAGGAGGCUCCGGAGUGGUGGUUCUCUAUUAUCUUCGCUGUGAGCUUUGCUUUCGGCAUGAUUGCCUCCCAAGUCUGGUCUACUCACUUGCCAUGGUGGGCGUAUAUUGUCUGUAUCCUUAUUGGUGUUGUUCUGUUUGUUCCUAUUGGCAUGAUCCAGGCCAUCACCAACCAGCAGCCUGGUCUCAACGUCAUUACUGAAAUGAUUUUCGGUUACAUGCUUCCUGGACGUCCCAUUGCCAUGAUGUUGUUCAAGUCGUGGGGAUACAUGACCUGUGCCAACGGCCUCACCUAUAUCUCGGAUAUGAAGAUCGGCCACUACAUGAAGGUUCCCCCUCGCAGCAUGUUCUACGCCCAGGCCUUUGCUGUGAUCUGGUUGUCUCUUGUGCAAAUUGCCACCUAUAACUUUGUUAUCGGCAACAUCAAGGGCAUCUGCACCGAUGAGCAACCCCAGGGUUUGAUCUGCCCCAACGCUGCCACCUUCUACAACGCUAGUGUUAUCUGGGGUGUCAUUGGUCCUAAGCGUGUCUUCGGUGCUGGUAGCAUUUAUGCCUGGACCAACUGGUUCUGGUUCAUUGGUGCUGCUUGCCCAACCAUUCAGUACUUUGUUGCCAAGCGCUACCCUCGCUCCUUUGCCCGAUACAUCAUCUGGCCCGCAAUCUUCAGUGCUUGCGGUCUUGUGCCUCCCGCUACCCUUUACUACCUUCUUCCUUGGGUCGUUGUUGGUGUCAUCUUCAACGGCUUCAUCCGACGCUACUUCUUUGGCUGGUGGACUCAGUACAACUUUGUUCUUUCCGGCGCUCUCGAUAUUGGCUCGCGUCUUUGCGUUGUCCUUGUCGCUUUGGCGCUCGGUCUUAGUGGCAAGAACUUCCCCGACUGGUGGGGAAAUGUUGUCUACACUGAGACGUUGGAUUUCAGCAGGAAGGCUGUUACGAGGAAGUUCAUCCCUAAUGUCACGGAGCCCAUUGGCCCCUCGUCAUGGUAG
This is a messenger RNA of Pochonia chlamydosporia 170, 2385 nucleotides long. RefSeq names its product small oligopeptide transporter, OPT family. Gene Ontology annotation, biological process: transmembrane transport. The transcript is spliced from 7 exons. The coding region runs from base 1 to 2385 and encodes 794 amino acids. Gene Ontology annotation, molecular function: oligopeptide transmembrane transporter activity. The record is from RefSeq and is a predicted model, not a curated record. NCBI's taxonomy places the organism in Eukaryota, Fungi, Ascomycota, Sordariomycetes, Hypocreales, Clavicipitaceae.